GUCAAUUCUUGAGUUAUCUACAUAAGACAACAAACAUUCUUGAGAAUGCUUGAAGGUGUAGGAGUGGUAGGGACAGGGUCCCUUGCAAGAAUCCUCAUUCCAACCCUCCAGGCCGUGGGCAUCAAAAUAGUGGCUCUCUGGGGUCCCACUCUGGAGAAAGCUGCAGAGCUAGCAAGGUUGUUCAAUAUCUCCUUCUAUACAGACCAAAUCGACAACGUCCUCCUGAACCCUGAGGUGGACCUCGUCUGUAUCAACACCCCACCCCACCUCCACGCACAGGUGGCUUCCAAGGCCCUUGGUAUUGGCAAGCAUGUGCUGUGCGAGCGCCCAGCAGGACUGAACAAGAAUGACGCCCACAAGAUGGUGACGGCUGCCCAGUAUUACCCGUCUCUCAUGUCCAUCAUGAACCACUGCCUGAGAUUCUUGCCCGCAUUUGUCCGCCUUAAGCGGAUGAUCCAAGAUGGCGAGGUGGGAGAGGUUUUCCUGUGCGACGUCCGGGUGACCUGCGGAUCUCUCCUCCGGGAUAAGUACAACUGGAUGUGUGAUGAGAACAUGGGAGGUGGGGUCUUGAACACGUUUGGCUCCCACCUCAUCGACAUCAUUACUUUCAUCACUGGCCAGAAGGCCAUCCGUGUGAGGGGCAUGCUGAAGACAUUUGUGCGACAGACGGACAAGAUCAAUGGCAUCCGGCACAUCACCAGCGACGACUUUUGCUCCUUCCAGAUGGAGCUGAGCCAGCAGGUGUGCGUUUCUGUGACUCUGAACACCCACGUGCCCGGCCAGUUCAAGCAAGAGAUCCUCGUAGUGGGGUCGGAGGGCCGACUGACCCUCAAGGAGGCGGACCUGUAUGGCCAAGUAGGCGCGAUGGGCCGAGAACAGCUCCUCAUGGCCGACAUCCAGCACAUCACUGAGAGGCAGAAGCAGGGCAUUCCGACCAAUCAGAUCCCACUGCCGUAUCUCAAAGGGAUGCUGAAACUCAUUGAUGCCCUGAAGGAAUCCUUUGAGAGGAAGAAAGAACGACUGAGCUGGGAGCAAGAACCAGUGGCCUUGGCUGCAAACUUUGAAGAUGCAGAGUAUGUACAAGCUGUGUUGGAUGCAAUCCGAGAAUCCAAUCGCUCUGGUGCUUGGGAACCAGUUAAUUUGUCAAAUGAUGGUGAUCCUUGGUGAUAGUUAUCUCAGCAACUUUUCCCCCCUGAAAUUUGACACCAGUAGCAAUGUUCAAGGGUCAUCUAGUUGGUGAAAAUACAUUCAGUGUAAAAACUCAAAUUAGUUAAUACAAAUUGUGGACGGCAUUUUUAAGAGGAACAUUCCAAAAUACAAUCAUGUCACACAUGUAUUCCAACGCUCUGGUACAUGUACAAUGUGCAUGUACAUGUACCCAAUGGCACUUAUUAUUUUGUACCUGUACAGCAAUGGAAUAUAACACUUCUAAGAAGUACAUACAUCUAUGUAUGAGGACCGGGGCUCUUUGACACUGAAACCAUCAAUGAUCUUUGAAUCGUGCGAUAUCCAUUUUGAAAGAUGGAUGACCAUGUAUACCACUUCACACAGUAUUUCUUAAAUUUUGUCUGCUUUUUAUGCUUGUAAUUUUUUUUUUAGAUUACUGCAUAGAUGUGCAUGUAUUUAUUCCAGAAUAUAUCAAAUUCCUGUUGACGUUUGAUAUGGUCAUGUGCUGUCUUGAAAUUGUUGUUUUCCUACAUUGUACGUUGACAUCACUAGCAUACUUCGAGAAAAUAAUUUGCGUGCAUGAACUGUACACUGUACAUAUAUAAACAUAUGUAUAAUGUGUAGUCUGUAAUGUGUCAACAAAUGCGUUACUGAUAUUCCUAAAUUUUCUGAGCAUCUACAAUUGUAUCUAAAAUUCAGCUGAAUAAACAAACUGUGAAGUACAUAUACAUGUACUCCUUGUCAUCAGUUCAAAGAAAAAAUAAAUCCAAGCAUACAAGUAUAUCUACAUGUAAGCUGAAAUGAAUGAGAGCUUCAAGGAUUAACCAUAAAAUGGGACAUUGUGACUACUAGGACAAUUUGCAGAUGUACAAUGUAUAUGAGCACCUGUAUAUCUAGGCCAUUAGGUAGAUUGAGACAUUAAGGUGUGUAUGGAGAACAUCGCUUGCAUUGUUGCAUGUUCACCAUGUGUGCAUAUUGGAGAUUAAAAUUUUUUUAUCCGUGGGGAAUAAAUAUUGAUGCAUGUAGUUACAUUCUACUUCAAUUUUGAAUUCUCAAAUGAGAAGGUACGUGUACAUGGCCCCUAUGGGCACAGCAGCACAGACGUAAAAGACUUUCUAUUUGUAUGAACUUGCGACUGCAUUCACUCAUUACUGAGCGUUGAAUACUAUACAUUUGGUUGGAAAUUAGUAUUGAUCAGUAUCAGUUCAACUAUAUUUGGAUACAGUUCACCUGUAAGAAAUAAAAUAAAAGAAAGUUAAUGCAGACUCAAAGUUCAUGCUGGAUUUCUCUUUGAAUAUAUUAUUUAAUAAUAAUUAUAAAAAUCUUAAAUUUCAGAAAACAAGUUGUGAUCUCAGUUUGUGGGUACAAAUUUAAUCUCCAACUGAUUCAUAAGGAUCCAUCUUCAAUGAAAUCCUAGUUAUUUAUGUGCACUUUUAAUUAGUGGGCUGCAAUUUUAAGUUCCGUUUGUCAAACAUAGCUAGGUCAGUGGGCAGGAGAAUUAUCUAGAAUAAUGAUAUGCUCAAGUGAUUUGACAGAAAUGAUAAAUGGAUACAGAAGGCGUGAUGUGAGAGUGCA
Messenger RNA from Acanthaster planci (crown-of-thorns starfish), 2742 nucleotides. RefSeq names its product glucose-fructose oxidoreductase domain-containing protein 2-like. The record is from RefSeq and is a predicted model, not a curated record. NCBI's taxonomy places the organism in Eukaryota, Metazoa, Echinodermata, Asteroidea, Valvatida, Acanthasteridae. Gene Ontology annotation, molecular function: nucleotide binding.